UAUCAGACAAUUAUUGUUGGACAUGCCAUCGCGAUGACGUCGAUCUCUUCUGCACGACGUGUGUGCGAUCGUUUCACAUGUCGGCAACAUGUUCAUCCGAAAAAAAGGUAUAUGAGGAUGAAAUGGCGACGUGGCGAUGUCCGGAAUGUCUUGAGAUAGAAAAAGGAGCCCAACGAAAUAAUGCAGAAAAAAUCAGUGCGGAACACUUGAAGACGGCGCUAAAUUUCAUCUGGGAUCAUUUAAUCGCCGAUGAUAAGAUUUUCACCAAACAGUUUAUGGAGGUUGAUUAUCCCAGAGGAACGGUUGCGAACACAAUGGAUUUAAACACAAUUAGCAAGAAGAUUGAGAUCGGUGCAUACAGUUGCUGCGAGGAUUUUUACUCCGACAUCAAAUGGAUCGUGCACAAUACGAAGAUUCAUUGUUCGGCUAACCAUGGCAAAAUCAAAGCGGCAAACGUCUUGUUUAAUGCGGUUAAAGAGGAAAUGUACUGUAUUCGCUUGUGUCAUAGUUGCUAUAUCAAUUUGGAUGUCGAUUGGUUUUCAACGCCAUGCGCUAGAUUGCACAUUCUUGUUUGGGCUAAGCAAAGAACAUUCCCGUAUUGGCCGGCGAAAGUGAUGCGCUAUAAUCGUGAUCAGAACACCGUAGACGUUCAAUAUUUUGGUGGAAGUCAUCUUCGCGGCAUUGUGCCGGUCAAAAAUUGUUUACUGUACUCUCAAAGGUGUCCAAGCAUUUGGAUUGGUCCACAGCGCCGUGAACACAAUGAAGCAAUGAAGGAGGCUGAAAGUUACAUCAACAAUCUGAUUAAGAAAUAUGGUUCGUUCAACUAUGCUGAUGCAAUUACGGUUCUGCAUGGCAAUUUCCUGGAGCGCCAUUUAUACGAAAUGAUUCCAAAUGCUUGGAAAGAAUUGGGCCAUUCAGUUGUUCCGCCACCAAUUCCGAAGUCAAAGCCGGCAUCGGCUACGUGUGCUCGUCGAAUGUCACUUCCAGUAAAACAAACAAAACGCAAUUCGCCUGUACCGCAAGAGGUUUACACCACUGGAUGUGUUAUGACUAGGCGUAUGUCAGCAUCUGUAGCUGCCUCGGAUGUGAAAAUCGUACCCAAUAUAACGACUGCGAAAAUCGCACCGAAUACGACAACCGCAGAGAGUGCAACAAAUACGCAGAUUGCAGCGAGUUGCCGUCAACUAUCGAUUCAAAUUGAUCGUCUACCAUCCACAACGAACAAUUUAUCUUCUUUCAUACAAACGACAAUGGCAAAAGGUUCCGACGGAAAACCGCAAACUGCCACAAAGAAGCGAAUGAAUAGUGUGAAAUUGAAUAAAUUGCAACCAGCAAAAUGUGCAAAAAUGGCUGUUAAUGUGAAUCAAGAUGCAGCACCAUCUAGUACGACGUCAUUACAAUAUGGUUCAGGCUCAUCUCAAAAUUCAACUUCAGAUACGGUAUUCAAAGUUCCGGCAGUGCCAAAGGCACGACGAUCAACGUUGUCUUCAAGAAAGUUGGCCAAAAAAGCCGACCAUUUAAGCUGCGACAAUCGCAAAAUCAUUACCAACGAGCCUGAUUCCAGCUUAAACAACGAGAUUGUUUCCAAUGGAAAGCCGUCAUCACCAUGUGCCGACUCAACCGAAUUCUCAAAUUCGACAGCUCAGUUUGAAAUCGACCAGGUAACAGUGGAAAUGUUGACGACAUCAGAGCCUGUCGUGCAAAAUGCAAUACAACACUCUACUGGCGUGACUCAACUCUGUGUGGAAAUGAUUGAUAAAAGUACGCAAACAUUGAAUGAGCGGCAACUUGACAACAAACGAUUGAUCGAUGGUUUGCGUGAUGAGAAUAGUACACUGAAAGCGGACCUCAAAAAAUACAAAGAAAUGUACUUAUCGGCAAUGCAUGACCAAGCCUCCGAAGAAGCUAAUGUCGGAAAUGUGUUUAAGUCGAAACUUGAUGCUGUAUCCGCUGACUUGGAAAAGGCACAAGCUAAGAUCACCGAGGCCAAUCAGUAUGUGAAUCAGUUGGGUACAACGUCAACACAGAAUGCAAAUUUGAAAAUCAAAAUUGCAAAACUUCAAGCGGCAAAUGUCGAAUUCGCUAACAAUUUGAAGAAUGCUGAAGCGAAAAACACACAUUUGACCCAUAUUAACAGGAAUUUGAUCAAAAGUUCGACUGAAAUCGAUCGAAUGAAAUCGACGAUUGAACGCUUGUCAACGGAAAAAAACCGCUUAUCAAGUCAAGUGACAGGAUUACAGAAAAAGUGUGAGCUGGCGAAGGAACAGGCUCAUGAACAGUACGAGAAGAUGCUGCGAGAUGUCAAGCAAAAAAAGUGGUGCGCGAUGUGUUUAAGGCCAGCCGGACCGUACUACUGUAGUGCAUGUGACCCCAGGCAUGAACGAAAUACAUGGCAACAAUCCCGUCGUUAUAGAAACCCAAAAUUUAUUUAGUCUAUAGAUACAUCCACAUACAACACCGUAUUCAAUAAUAUAUUUUUAAGCUACAUUUUACAAUGUUCAAAUCGAUUUGAUUUACAAUUUACAAUCUAAGCAAUUUAAAGAAAACAGCAUUUUAUAUCAGUGCAAAUCAAAACCAUUUUAAUAUGUAACGACACAUUAUGUAUCGACUUUGUACUGCAUACUUUAUCAAUUCCCAAAUUUUGUACUACUUAGAUUUGUAAUUUGAAUGUAUUCGAAAUUUCUCUCACAUUAUUAUCAUUAAAACAAAAGAAAUGGAAUCGCUGAGAAGUCCUCGGUGAGAACAACAAAAA
Messenger RNA from Sitodiplosis mosellana (orange wheat blossom midge), 2752 nucleotides. Its product is annotated as MYND-type zinc finger-containing chromatin reader ZMYND8-like. Lineage: Eukaryota; Metazoa; Arthropoda; Insecta; Diptera; Cecidomyiidae. The record is from RefSeq and is a predicted model, not a curated record. Gene Ontology annotation, molecular function: protein binding. The transcript is spliced from 7 exons. The coding region runs from base 78 to 2432 and encodes 784 amino acids.